AUGAGCGCCACGAGCAGCAGCAUCAACGCCCUCCUCAACCACGACGCCGCUGCGCCCGCCCACACCACCCAGCCCACAGCGUGCGAGGCCGCCCCGACGACCACGGCCGACGCGGCCGACGCCGCCGACGCCCUCACCGCGCUGGCGACCCUGGGCAGCGGGCAGCAGUACGCCCCAACGCCGACGCCGACGCCGACGCCGCCGCCGACGGCCAGCAGCCUCGGGAGCCAGCUCGACCGCCCCGACCUCGACGCCGACGCCCGCAAGGCCAUUGACGCCGACACUCGCAAGGCCAUUGACGCCGACGUCCGCAAGGACACUGACGCCGACGUCCGCAAGGACACUGACGCCGACACCCGCAAGGACAUUGACGCCGACACCCGCAAGGCCAUCGACGCCGCCAAAGCGAGCGACCUGGGCCUGCGCGCCAAGCGCCCUGCGAGCGUCGCUGAGAGCGGACCGUCGCCCACCGAGUCCAGGGCCGCGCCCGUCGCGUCCAAGAAGCGACCCGCGCCGGGCUCGGUCCUCAAGAAGAAGGGCACCGCCAAGACCACCAAGACGGCGAACAAGAAGCGCCGCAUCGACGACGACGACGACGCCACAGCCCGCUCCGUCACCCCGACGUUGCGUGCCGCCGCCGCCGCCAAGCCCCCCAAGAAGGGCUCGCACGCCGGCACGCCCGCGCUGCAGUCGUCGCCCGCACCCGACGACGCCGACGCGCACGACGCCGACGAUGGCGACUCGUCCGAGGACCACAACCUCUACUGCAUCUGCAAGAAGCCCGACAACCACAAGUGGAUGAUUGGCUGCGACGGCGGCUGCGACGACUGGUUCCACGGCGACUGCGUCGACAUGAAGCAGGCCGACGAGCACCUCGUCGACCGCUUCAUCUGCCCGCUGUGCGAAGACGCCGGCAGGGGCCACACCACCUGGAAGCCCAUGUGCAGACGCGACGGGUGUCGGAAGCCCGCGCGCCUCGCCAAGGACCGCGAGAGCAAGUACUGCUGCGACGAGUGUGGCGUCCUCUUCAUGCAGGAGCAGCUGCAGCGCACAGCAGGCGCCAAGCCCCCACACGGCGCCAAAGACCGCCCGAAGAAGAAGAGCAAGGUGGUGCGGGCCGGCGACGACGGCGGCGCCCGCAACGACGACCACGCCCGCCACGACGACCACGCCCGCCACGACGACGACGACGACGACGACGACGACGAGCCCACGCCCCUCGGCGGCGUCCUGCGCGCAAAGGACCUCAAAGCCCUCGUCGACGCCUCGCCCAACAUCCAGGCCUUCCGCAACCUCGGCUCGGGCGUCUUCUCGCCGCCGCACACGGCGUCGCCGACGCGGCCCGACUUUUCCACCAGCCCAGACGACGUCGCCCUGACCGCCGCCGAAACCGAGCGCCUCACCGCGCUGCACAGGGAAAAGUCGCAGCUCAACGACCGUCUGCAGGUCCUCAAGGACCGCGAGAAGUUUGUCAGCAUGGCCAAGGAGCAGGCCGCCCGCGUCGCCGACCGCGAGAACCUCAAGCCCAAGGACUUUUGCGGCUACGAGCCGCGCCUCUCCUGGUCCGACGCAGAGUUCCUGCUGUGGCGCCACAGCACCCACGGCCGCGCCGCCUUUGAAUUCUCCACCCUCGCGCCCACGGCCGACCAGCUCGCCUCGCUGGCCCCGUCCGACGCCGCAGCCGUCGACCGGGCCCCGACAGAGUCGGUCUGUCUGCGGAAGCGCUGCACCAAGCACCCGCAGUGGCAGAAGCUCAACCUGCAGGACGCCCGCUUCGAGGAGCUCGAGGUCGUCGAGGCCCUGCGCGAGUGCGAAAAAGAGGAGCGCAGCGUGCGCGAGCGCGCCCGCCGGCGCAACGCAAAGGACACCAUGGCCCGCGAGCUCACCGCUGCCGAGGGCGCCAAGGACGUCCGCAACCGCGACGGCUGGGUCGAGCUCGUUGCGUCGUAG
Messenger RNA from Didymella exigua CBS 183.55, 1950 nucleotides. RefSeq lists its product as uncharacterized. Gene Ontology annotation, biological process: positive regulation of DNA-templated transcription. The coding region runs from base 1 to 1950 and encodes 649 amino acids. The transcript has a single exon. The record is from RefSeq and is a predicted model, not a curated record. Lineage: Eukaryota; Fungi; Ascomycota; Dothideomycetes; Pleosporales; Didymellaceae. Gene Ontology annotation, cellular component: Set1C/COMPASS complex.